This is a messenger RNA of Schistosoma guineensis, 2253 nucleotides long. The record is from the annotation of a GenBank genome assembly. NCBI's taxonomy places the organism in Eukaryota, Metazoa, Platyhelminthes, Trematoda, Strigeidida, Schistosomatidae.
AGUUCUCCUGAUUGACCAAUAAAGAACGGGCACGAUUAAAAACACUUUAGCGCCAGGUUACGGUUGGACGUGAAGUCAUGUUGAUCUUAAGAUUCAUUCUUUUGUAUUUGCCUUUCUGUUUAUUGAUAUGUAAGGCUGAUGAUGCUGCUACAGCACCUGAAGUCGAAAACAAGAAACCGUCAUUCAAGAAUCCAAAUAUCCCCAAAAAUGCUUACCUUGCACUGUUCUUUAACUCACCAUCAGAUAUUACUGAGAAACUUGUAGUCUCUCAGGCACGCAAAGAUGGUAUAGAUGACUCAAUUGCGAAGUAUGAUGGUGUUUGGUCUGUUGAAGUGCCAUAUACCAGUGCGAUAGAAAAUGAUCAUGCACUGGUUCUCAAAUCCAAGGCAAAACAUCAUGCUGUUUCGACAAAACUGUUCAGGCCAAUAAAGUUUGACACCAAUGAGCUUGUUAUCCAGUAUGAUGUCAAGUUCCAAGAUGGGAUCGAUUGUGGUGGCGCCUACAUAAAGUUGUUGAGUGCUUCACCAAAUUUGGACCUGGUAAGUUCUUAAAGCUUUGUUAACUUCGUUAAGAAACAAUUUAACGACAAAACUCCGUAUACAAUUAUGUUCGGUCCCGACAAAUGUGGACUAGAGAACAAAUUCCACUUUAUUUUCCGGCACAAAAAUCCCAAGACUGGUGUGUAUGAGGAAAAGCACGCUAAAAAGGUUGUUCCAGAACUGGAGUCAUACUUUUCAGACAAGAAGACACACCUUUACACAUUAGUUUUACGUUCGGAUAACUCAUUUGAGCGGUACAUCGACCAGAUUAAGGUUCAAAGUGGCAGCCUACUUGAAGAUUUUGAUCCUCCAGUUAAUCCUCCCAAAGAAAUUGAUGAUCCUGACGAUAAAAAACCAAGUGAUUGGGAUGAAAGAGAAAAGAUUGUCGAUACAAAUGCCAAGAAGCCGGAUGACUGGGAUGAAGAUGCUCCCGCAACUAUCGAAGAUGAAAGUGCCGUGAAACCAUCCGGGUGGCUUGAUGAUGAACCAGAGAUGAUUCCAGAUCCUGCUGCAGUACCUCCAAAAGACUGGGAUCGUGAAAUGGACGGUGAAUGGGUUGCACCACAAAUAAAUAAUCCUAAAUGCGCUAGUGCACCUGGGUGCGGUAAAUGGCAACGACCAAUUAUACCAAAUCCAAAAUACAAGGGCAAAUGGUCUGCUCCAAUGAUUCCUAAUCCAAAUUAUAAGGGUAUUUGGACACCAAGGAAAAUUCCAAACCCUCACUAUUUUGAAGAAAAGAAUCCAUUCAAGAGCUUAGCUGAAGUGAACGCAAUAGGUCUAGAAUUAUGGUCCAUGACUGACGGCAUUACUUUUGACAACUUCCUGAUUGUUGAUUCAAAGCGCGCGGCUGAUGAAUUUGCUCAAGAAACAUGGACAAUUAAAAAGGAAGCUGAAAGAUUAGCCGAUCCGAAAGCACAAAGUGUUGUGGAUGCUAUACGAGAAACCUAUAAUGAGAAACCUUGGCUUAUCUUUGUAGUUGGCCUUGUUUGUACAUUACCCAUUCUUUUAUGCUGUAUCUACAUGUGCCGGUCACCAUCCAAACAACAUGAUAUUGGUAUGCGCAAGAAGACGGAUACAUCCACGCCAGACAACUCUCAUGUACAUGUUAGUGAAAGAAAUGCAGAAACCGAAGAAUUAGAAGAAUCUGGCGAAGAAGAUAUUGUCCAAGUUUCUAAAGGCUCCGGUGAUGAAUCAACCGCAAAUAAAACAGGAAGCAGCAGAGAUAACUCCGGAGAGGAAACUCCUGAUGAAUCUGGAGAAACCGAGAAAGCGGCUGCAAAACAGUCUAUUAGAAAACGACGUUCACGAAAGGAAUAAAUUUACUCCCUUGGAUUUCAUUCCUGAAACACGUGUUCGUAUAGCUUAUUUAAUCCUAAACCUUACAAGCAUGUUUUCUUUGGAUUGGUGAGAUAUAAUCGUAAUUAUCAUCUCUCCCGUUAUGUUAUUUGUUACUGUAGUUUUGUGUCUCUUAUGGAGACGGUUUAUGUCUGUUUAUCUACUUACUGUAUCAUUCACUCUUCGAUCUAUGUAGAUGUUGAAUUGGCAUUACAUUUUGUUUCCAUUUUAUAGUUUUAAAAAUCUUGUUUCUUAUUGUCAUUUCGUUUCAACCCAGUGUUUUUUGCUUACGAAUAUGUUUUACUUCAUUUUCAUUUGAAGUCGACGUUUGUGUUUUGCGAUCAAUAAUUUUCAUUUUGUGAAUAAAAUCAUUCUCUGC